Molecule: messenger RNA, 1481 nt
Organism: Leptinotarsa decemlineata (Colorado potato beetle)
Lineage: Eukaryota; Metazoa; Arthropoda; Insecta; Coleoptera; Chrysomelidae
Product: nuclear receptor subfamily 2 group E member 1
Biological process (GO): regulation of DNA-templated transcription
Cellular component (GO): nucleus
Molecular function (GO): nuclear steroid receptor activity; sequence-specific DNA binding; zinc ion binding
Source: RefSeq, a predicted model, not a curated record
UUUUAUUAGUUUGUAAGUUAAUUCGUUCUUCUGUUGGAAAUAUUUGAUUAAAUUUAGAUUUAGGAAAGAUAAAAAAAUAUUUCUCAACUAUUUUGUUUACAAGUGCAAUUGUUAUAGAUGGAUGAUUCUCCGAUACAAAAAACAGAAAGUUCCUGUAAAGUUUGCGGCGAUAAAGCAUCCGGAAAACAUUAUGGAGUGCCAAGUUGUGACGGUUGUAGGGGAUUUUUCAAACGAAGUAUACGAAGAAAUCUUGAAUACAUCUGCAAAGAAAAUGGCCAUUGUAUCGUUGACGUAACCAGGAGAAAUCAAUGUCAGGCUUGUAGGUUCAAAAAAUGUCUCCAAGUGAAUAUGAAACGAGAUGCUGUUCAACACGAACGGGCUCCUCGAUCUGCACAACACAUAAUGCCACAAUAUCCCAUAGGAAUCGCGACCAGGCUUCGACCCUUCCAGUUCCCCACUCUCGGAAGUGUUUCGGCCUUCGGAAGUAUUCCUGUCCAUCUUCAGAGUCCACCCUUACUGGAUCCCGCAAUGUCCCAGAUACCGGGGCAGUAUUUCCACCAGGGACUCAUCUAUCCAGGGAUGAUGGGUGGAUUCGGAAAACAUACAGGAAUAAACAUACCCUACAACGCACAAAAGUACCAUGGAAGUUUAUUGAAUUCAACGAUAUCACCACGACAUGGAAAUACGGAUGACGAAGUGUCAAGUUCCGAGGAAAUUGCUCACAAGAAGCCAUCAGAAGACGUUGUCUUGCCAGAUGAAUCAACUGCACGCCUGGAAUUGCCAAUUCUUAACGAGUCAUGUAGAUCGAUCAGGCAAAUGGAGGUACCUUGCCUGAGUUUAUUUCCACCUGAGAAUAUAUACGAAUCAGCAGCAAAACUCUUAUUUUUGGCAAUCAAAUGGGCGAGAACGAUACCAUCAUUUUUGCAGCUUUCAUAUAGAGACCAGUCCAUUUUAUUGGAAGAAAGCUGGAAUGAACUCUUUGUAUUGACCGCCGCACAAUGGGCUUUUCCUGUGGAUGAAGGAAUUUUACUUGGAAAUACAGUAGCUCCCAACACAAGGCAGACAACACUGGAAGAAGACGCAAGAAAACUGAAGGAGAUCAUUACAAGGCUUAACAUGUUAAGAGUAGAUCAUACAGAACACGCAUGUUUGAAAGCACUAGUCUUAUUCAAAGCAGAAAGCAGAGGAUUGUGCGAACCGACCCACGUAGAACUCCUUCAAGAUCAAACACACGUCAUGCUGCAUGAAUACUGCGCACAUAGGCAGAUCCAUCCCAAAGGGAGAUUCGGUAAACUUCUGUUGACUCUACCGGCUGUGCAGUCGGUUAGUAGAAGAGGAUUGGAAGAGUUGCUCUUCAAGCAGACCGUUGGAGAUGUAGCCAUUGACAGACUGCUGGGAGAUUUGGCCAAAGCCUCACAUCCAUGAAGUAGUUACGAACAGCGACUUAAUAAAAUGGUUUAGACUUUCGCGGCUGAGGUUUU